This is a messenger RNA of Cottoperca gobio, 1203 nucleotides long. It is a transcript of the gene srrd, whose product is annotated as SRR1 domain containing. The record is from RefSeq and is a predicted model, not a curated record. Gene Ontology annotation, cellular component: nucleus; cytoplasm. The transcript is spliced from 6 exons. Lineage: Eukaryota; Metazoa; Chordata; Actinopteri; Perciformes; Bovichtidae. Bases 237 to 1112 code for a protein of 291 amino acids.
AUAUAUCAACAUUUUACAGGAAAAAAAGAAAAUUAUAAAGAAAAUUACAAAUUGUAUUUUGUUUUAGAUUCAUAACAUAAUUUGGCAUCACACCGGAAGAGAAAAUGCAUGUGUUACACUCAAAAUAGUCUAACUUGGUUUAGACUCACUAUCCCAUGGCAGUAUUUCUAUGAGAAUUUUGUUAAUAAAAUCAAUAUUUUUAAGACAUGUCUUUGAGAACCGGUGAAUUAACAUAGAUGUCGGACACCGGGGAAGAGUGGCAGGUGGCCCGGCGACGAAAAGGCGCCGCGCGGAAAUCAAAAUCACUUCAGGUGUCCUCAAAUUCAACAUGCUACCAGGAGCAACUGGAUAUCGGAAAAACUGUCAAACGAAUCAGAGAAACAGUGUCUGAGCUAAAAUGUGAGGGAUUUUGGCAAGAGUGGAAAAAGCAGCUGCUGGUGGCACAAGGAUCAGCAUCCCUCUUAAAACCUCCAGAGAAAAGGGACACUGAUGGCCCCACAGAAGAUGGCAGACCCUGUCAACAGCUGGAGUGUGUGUGUUAUGGCCUUGGCUCAUUUUCCUCCUGUGUCUCAGCUCGCUUCCAGCUUGCCAUGUUGCUGCUGCUGCUGGAUGCAGGACAGAUUCCACUGAAGGACUGCUUUAUUUAUGACCCCGCGUUCUCAUCUGGAGAGAGGGAUGUUUUGAGGGAGCUGGGUCUGACUGUACUCACAGAAAAUGAGGAGGGGAAGCGCCUGGCAGAUAAGCCCACACUCUUUUACCUGAUGCAUUGUGGGAAAGCCCUGUACAACAACCUUCUGUGGAGGAAUUGGAGUACACAAUGUCUUCCUCUGAUGAAAAUCAUUGGGAACAGCUUCAAUGGCAUGAUGGACAGAACAAUCGAGAGAGAGUUCCAGCGGGACUACAGCUACAUUACUCAGGCUGCAUCUGUGUGUGAGGAGAGACAGCUGCCUUGUCCAUCCCGUCUGAUUGACGUCUUCAGUGACACUGCAAUCAUCACCUUUCAAACCAGCUGCCUUAACAGACUCCCACAAUCCACCUGGGGAGAGCCGCCUGAGCCACAGUACAAACACUGCCCUGAUUUGGAGAUUAUUCAGAGGGAAACGCAGAGCUGAUGCGGGAUAUGAACAAUAAAUGGACUUAGUUUUCUAUUGUUGCCAUUGAUAAGUAUUGUUUUCAAAUAAAUUAACCCUGCUUCAAAUUGAA